Messenger RNA from Populus euphratica (Euphrates poplar), 3023 nucleotides. Its product is annotated as 5'-3' exonuclease family protein. Lineage: Eukaryota; Viridiplantae; Streptophyta; Magnoliopsida; Malpighiales; Salicaceae. Gene Ontology annotation, molecular function: metal ion binding; 5'-3' DNA exonuclease activity; DNA binding. The record is from RefSeq and is a predicted model, not a curated record. The coding region runs from base 118 to 2076 and encodes 652 amino acids. The transcript has 12 exons.
AGGCGCAUAAAGGUGAAGAUUUUGAUAGCUGAAACACCGGAGCAAAAAGAACUACGUCAUUUUUAAUUAAUUGUGGGUUUUGGAGGGUGUCAACAAGGGCGAAGAGCAGAAGAGAAAAUGGGAAUACAAGGUCUUUUACCUCUCUUGAAAUCAAUAAUGGUACCAAUCCAUAUUAAGGAAUUAGAGGGCUGUUCUGUUGCGGUUGAUACCUAUUCUUGGCUUCACAAAGGUGCCUUGUCUUGCAGCACUCAGCUUUGCAAAGGAUUACCCACUUCCAGGCACAUUGAGUAUUGCAUGCACAGAGUAAAUUUGCUGCGGCAUUAUGGUGUCAAGCCAAUUUUAGUCUUUGAUGGAGGUCUUCUGCCAAUGAAGAUUGAACAAGAGAACAAACGUGCAAGGACAAGGAAAGAGAACCUUGUGCGUGCUAUUGAGCAUGAGUCAAAUGGAAAUUCUGCAGCUGCUUAUGAGUGCUAUCAGAAGGCUGUUGAUAUUUCCCCUUCAAUUGCACACGAACUAAUCCAGGUCUUAAGGCAGGAAAAUGUAUCAUAUGUCGUGGCUCCUUACGAGGCAGAUGCCCAAAUGACCUUCUUGUCGGUUUGCAAACAAGUGGAUGCAGUUAUCACUGAGGACUCUGAUCUAAUACCUUUUGGAUGUCAUCGAAUUAUUUUCAAAAUGGACAAGUAUGGGCAAGGAGUUGAGUUUCAGAAUUCCAGGCUUCAAAAGAACAAGGAUAUAAGUUUUGUGGGUUUCACAAAUGACAUGCUUCUUGAGAUGUGCAUUUUCAGUGGUUGUGACUAUCAACAAUCAUUACCAGGAAUGGGACUGAAAAGGGCACAUGCAUUAAUUACAAAGUUCAAAAGCUAUGACAAGGUGAUCAAACAUUUGAGAUAUAGCACAGUGUCUGUUCCUCCACUUUAUGAAGAAUCAUUCAAGAAAGCAAUAUUGACUUUCAGGCAUCAACGUGUUUAUGAUCCUACUAUGAAAGAUAUUGUACAUUUGUCUGACCUGCCUGACAAUAUUGGCAAUGAUUUGGAAUUUUUGGGCCCAUUGAUACCGCAACAGAUAGCUACAGGUAUAGCAAAAGGGGAUCUGGAUCCGUUUACUCAAAUGCCAUUCCAGUUACAGGGAGAAAGUAGCAGUUCUGUGCUGGUACCUAAUGUAACUACCAAAUGCAAAAAUUAUAAACUGGAAAGUGGAAAGAAAAAGCUAGAUUUGCCUGUCCAGAAGAAUCUGCUGACUAAGUACUUCUGCUUUUCAUCUCUGGAAGCAAAGAGAAACUUCAGAGCACCUCAGUUGUCACCUACAAGUCCAAGUCUGGUGAUUCACACUUCUUCGAGUCCCAGCGAUAAUGGUAGUGAGGAGCCUGGUUCUUGUAAUACCAGCUGCUCUUCAGCAUCCUUAGUUGUCUCUAAGAGUGACAGAAACAAACUCCACGGCAACAAUGUGGAAAGUUGUUUUCCAGAUGGAGUUCAUGAGUUUAUGGAGUCUCCAAGUCCCAGCAAGGUGGAUGUGAAGGGGCCUCCUGAAAGUAUUUUGCUACAACAAAUUGGUCAUUCAAUGCGUGGACCUUGUCAAGCAUUGCUGAAGGAGUGUAAUAAUGAGAACGCUCCAAUUUCUGUUGAGGGGAAAACAAGAACAGAGAACAAAAGGGUCAUUGUUAGGAGUCGUUUCUUCCAGCACAAGUCAAUGAACAAGAAUGGCCAAGACAAUAAACAAGAAAUGAUCAGAGUCAAGGAUGAUGUUGCCAGUGAUACGUUUGAAGAUAGCAUCCUUGAGGGAUCUGAACAUGGAAGAACAGGGGACAGAGAGAUCACUAUAAGAAGCUCUUUUUUCCAGCACAAGUCAGUUAAUGAGAAUGAUCAAGGCAAUAAACAAGAAAAGCUCUUAGAAAGGGAUGAUUCAGCCAACAAUAUUUAUAAAGAUUUCAUUCUUGAGAGCCCUUCUGACAAUAAAUGUUCAAAUGGCAUCAUGAUGAAAAGAAAGACAUCCCCAGAUGACAAUGUUCAAAGAAACAUGGAAGUGAAGCACAUGCGCACAGAUGCAUCUCUUCCUGAUGAUGGUAUGUCUUAUUUAUGAGAUUGCUUUCCAGAAUUCAUUCUGAAAAUAACUUUUUGUGCAUUGAAAUGAAAUCCAAUAUGGAUUUGCACAGUAAUAUUAUGGUAGGCAUGGGCACAGUAGUAUAAUGGUAUGCAAUAUCAAGAUGUCAUUCAAACACAGACCUACUUAAACUAGGCAUCUGACCAAAUAUCAAUUGGAAUCAAGAAACAAAUUGAUCAUAUCCAUUUGUUCUUUUUGAAAUCUCGGAUGAAUUAGACUUCAAGUUAGUUUACUCUACCAUGGAAAGUACAAUUUUUUGAGCAAGACACCUUUCUUUUUCAUUAAACUGUCAAUUGAUUACUUACCAAGCUUAUCAAACUAAUUAUAUGCCUUGUAUUAAUUUUUAGGUCAACAUGUGAUAGCUACUUUCCUCUCCCAUAACUGCAAUUGUUAUAUUUAAACUGUCAUCAUCAUAUAAUGCUCUGUUUUGAUUUUGGAAGCUUAAUAUGGCUUCUUAACACUCAUUGAGGCAUAUUGAAUGAAGCACGCAUACACACUAUGAUUUUGUCCAUACCUGAUGCGGUAUAAAGGGUCAAGGUAUUCAGAUAUAAUUGCCUGGAAGUUAUUUUAUACUUUUACGGGUAAAUUUAUUUAAUUUAAUAAUCAAGUCUUUGUUGUGCCAAAUGACGUGUUAAUAUAUACUGUAGUGAUUGACACCACACCUCACCUCUUUUCCAAUUCCAGUCCUCAGAACAAUACACAUAAUGAAAAAUAAUGAUUCACAGUCAGACAUAUUUAGUGCAUGAAUGAGAUGUAUCUUCAUGUAAAGACUUUUGAAUUGUGACUUUUUAGGCAUAAAAGAUGAACCUGUAUGCAUUGGGUUAGGUGUUGAAUAUACAUCAACCAUUUGUUCAUUCUCUAAAAGUAACAAUUUUUUAACACAAAAGAAAACAUUUCAUGUUCAUUUCUUUCCUUUCCUUUUUUUU